UGUGCUUUACACUGAACGGAGAUUUCACGUUCUUGUUGAACGUUUGCUUCGAAGGAGGAGUUGGUGAGUGAGUUGAGAGUUUGGCGGGGAGAGAAAGACAAAGUUCCAGUUUCACCUGUGAUACAAGAGGAGAAAGCGUCUUCACGUCAUAGCAAAGCAUUGUGCUGUUAAAAUCAAAAUGAGGUACCUGGUGUUACUGGGUCUGUAUGCACUGGGGAGCCUGUGCAGCCGUACAGGUGCGCUAUCCCAGACUCUGUCCUACGGCGAACGUGGCUCAGAUUUUGGAAUACAGGUGUUUCAGCAAGUAGCCCACUCUAAGCCCCUGGAGAAUGUUGUCCUUUCACCCCAUGGAGUCGCCUCUGUGCUUGGCAUGCUGCUGCCAGGAGGUCAUGGGGGAACCCGCAAGCAGAUCCUCAGUGCUCUCCGUUACAAAAGAAACGGACCGUACAGGAUGUUGAGGAAACUACACAAAACCUUGACAGCCAAGUCCAACCAGGAUGUUGUUCUCAUUGCCAACGGCAUGUUCAGCCAGGAAGGCUUCCCCAUGGGGAGAGGCUUUGUUGAGGCCAACAAAGCUAACUUCCAGGCCGAGAGCAAGACCAUGGACUUCAGCGACCCCCAGGGGGCAGCAGAUAAGAUCAAUGCCUGGGUCAGCAAUAAAACCAAAGGUCAUGUCACCGGACUAGUCAGAGCUGACAUGCUGGAUGCUGCCCUGGCACGAUUGGUCAUUGUCAACGCCAUCUACUUCAAAGGCUUAUGGAAGUCCCGUUUCCAGCCCGAGGACACCAAGAUGAGGCCCUUCACUGACGGCGAUGGCAAUGUGUUCAAAGUUCCUAUGAUGUCUCAGCUAUCAGUCUUCAACAUCAGCACGGCCGCCACACCACAGGGAGUGAAUUAUAAGGUGAUCGAAUUGCCCUACCACGGCAACGCAGUCAGCAUGCUCGUUGUUCUGCCCGCCGAGGAGGACACGCCCCUGUCCCGCAUCAUCCCACACAUUAGCACCGCCACAGUGCAGAGUUGGAGCAAAGUCAUGCACACGAGGAAAGUGCGUCUACUCAUCCCCAAGUUCACUGCUGAUGCUGAGGUAGAUUUGAAGGCCCCCCUGUCAGUGCUGGGUGUAACGGACAUGUUCAGUCAAGACAAAGCUGACUUCAGGCACCUGAGUUCCGAGCCUGUGUAUGUCUCCAAGGCCCUUCAGAAAGCCAAAAUAGUGGUGGAUGAAGAUGGAACAAAAGCAGCAGCUGCCACCACUGCAAUUUUGAUGGCUCGGUCCUCUCCUCCUUGGGUUUCAGUGGACAGACCUUUCGUCUUCCUCAUCCGCCACAACCCAACCGGUACCCUCCUCUUCAUGGGCCAAAUCAACCAGCCUUGAGCCCGCUGACCACACGUGGUGAAACGGGGCCAGCACAUGCAUGAACACACAAGUGCAUACACACUUUACUGUAGAUAGUAUUUGUUUUAUUGAUUUUUAUGUUGCUUUAAUGCAUAACAUAGCAAAAUUAGAGAUGUUUUUGCAAUUGUCCGGGUGUUUGUUUGUUUUUUUUUUUUUUGGGACAUCUGGAAUUAGUUUUUAAUGGACUUGGAAUGUUGUUUGUGCUUUUUAUUAACCCUGGAGUGAGAUACAUGAUUUAAUUGUCAUUUGAAUUUUGUUUUCAAUUUAUAUUCUUUCCAGUCGUACUUAAGUUAUGGCGAUGGUUAUAAUGACUUGGUUUGAGAGCAAUAAAUACAUAUUUAUGAGCUCAUCUAACCCAGCUGUUUUUGGUGAUUGCAGAAACAUUGGGAUCCAUCCACAUACUGUAUGUCGAUAUUCUCAUAUUCUCUCAUAUUCUAUACAUGGUUGUCAUCUCUAGACAAGCGCUAGAGUUUCAAACAUGGCCAUAGUUUAAACCUAACCAUAUUAUUGUUUAGUGUAAAUAUUUAAGGUUGUAUUUUUGACAGUUUAAUUAGUCCACCCGAUUAUACGAAAAUUAUUGUAUGAUUAGAUUUGAUGGCAAGCAUGGCAACAUGAAUGAAACACAAGACAAGGUAAGAAUACCAACAAAAUAAUACAAUUAUUCCCUUUUAUUACAGACAUACAUUAUAUACAACUGUUUAAGCA
Dunckerocampus dactyliophorus (ringed pipefish) is the source of this 2098-nucleotide messenger RNA. RefSeq names its product serpin peptidase inhibitor, clade E (nexin, plasminogen activator inhibitor type 1), member 2 (gene serpine2). NCBI's taxonomy places the organism in Eukaryota, Metazoa, Chordata, Actinopteri, Syngnathiformes, Syngnathidae. Gene Ontology annotation, biological process: negative regulation of plasminogen activation; negative regulation of endopeptidase activity. The transcript is spliced from 10 exons. Bases 179 to 1372 code for a protein of 397 amino acids. Gene Ontology annotation, molecular function: serine-type endopeptidase inhibitor activity. The record is from RefSeq and is a predicted model, not a curated record.